Molecule: messenger RNA, 3869 nt
Organism: Chlorocebus sabaeus (green monkey)
Lineage: Eukaryota; Metazoa; Chordata; Mammalia; Primates; Cercopithecidae
Gene: HBEGF
Product: heparin binding EGF like growth factor
Biological process (GO): epidermal growth factor receptor signaling pathway; positive regulation of cell population proliferation
Cellular component (GO): plasma membrane
Molecular function (GO): epidermal growth factor receptor binding; growth factor activity; heparin binding
Source: RefSeq, a predicted model, not a curated record
UGAAACCAGCCCAACUAUACCAUAAAGCCUCAGAUCUGGCCUGGGGAAGGCAAGGGAUCUAGGGAAGGGAGAGAAAAGAGGCCUCUAAGGAAAUAGAGUGGUCAAGUGAUUAGUGAUUAUUAUUAACAGCAACAAUAAUAAUGAGUCACAUUUAUUGAAAGCUUAUAGUGUGCCUGGCACUAUACUACUUUUGUGUGUUCCCGCAUUCAUUUCUCAAAAAGCUCCCUACAAAGUAGUCAUUAUUAUUAUUGUUAUUAUUUUUUCCAUUUGAGAGAUGUCAAAACUGAGGCUCAGUGAAAUUAAGUUUCUUGUCCAAGGUCACACAGUAAGUAGCAAAGGCAGGAUUCAAACUCAGGUCUGUAGUGAUUCCAGUGCACUAUAGACACCUAGGCCUGGGUUACUGGAGCAAGUUAAGAGGGCAGGGCCAGACUGACCCCUGCAAAGGUGGGGAUAGGGAAGGACAGUGGGAUAGACUGUGUAUAAAUAGCAGGCCUGUUUUUAUCCCUACACACAGGCAGAAUCAGGCAAGUGCUCUAUCUGGCACAAUUUCAGGGCUCUGAAAGCCAACCCAGCCCUAUGUCAAACAACUCUCGCCCCAGCCACGUCCCUGGAAACUGAAAUACCUACUGAGAGACUCAUUUCUUUGGGUCAGGACAGAGACUUCAGAAGACCCCUGUAAAAGCACAUGGGUUGGAAGAGAAACACCUGGUGCCUGUGAACCAGCAAUCUAGGUUAGCCAGCUGGGUCCUAUGGGAGGGAGGCUCAUUUUUUAUGUUGAGGAAAAAGAUGGCAGUCAAAGGCAAGGAAAAGAAUAAGGCUUGUUUCACAACCUGUCUCUCUCCAAUUUCAGAAGCCUGAGAAUUACAACCCAUAGUUCAAAAAUCUCAAUGUCCCCUGAGGGAAGAUGGGAGGAAGCCACUCCAGCGACUGGUAGAGUACUAACUUCCUUUGCUUUUGCUAAGUGCCUGCAGCUUCAACUCUGGUUAUCUCGGGUUUAUGAGAACGGCUGGCAUUCAUGUGUCUAAUUUUUACAUGAUAAAUGAAUUAAUUACUAUCUGAUACUUGCCGUGUUGGUAGGUCAAAAGGUGGGCUUCUGAAACUUACAGGGUGACAGGGAUGGAGACCCCUGGUAUGGAGCUGAGACGAAGCAAGAGGCCAGGCCCGGAACAGAACUCAGCUCAGCAGUCAGUCACAAGGCUGCAGAGCGACAGGCGUUUGGGGAAAGGUAGGAAUCUCUCCCCGCCACCUGCUGGUCAGCAGCCCUACCCACAAUUAGGCCGCGGCUGCCUCGGCCUGGUCCCAAAAAAUGUGAGCGCCGCCCCCUCCUCCCGCCCAGUCCCCCGCCGCGCCCGCGGGGUCGGGGGCUGAGCUGCCGGCGCCGCGAGCCGGGCUAGCUUCCCAGCACGGGAGGAGGGAGGGGGCGGCGCCGGGCGGGGCGGAGCUUCGGCGCCUCCCGGAGCCUUAUUCCCGGCCGCGCGCCGGGCAGCGCUCAUUCGGCCGAAGGAGCUACGCGGGCCGCGCUGCUGGCUGGCCUCACCUAGGCGCGCGGGGUCGGGCGGCCGCGCGGGCGAGCGGAGUGACCAAGACAGACACUCAACAAGAGCGAGCUGCGCCGAGGUCCCGGCCAGGCUUGCACGCAGAAGCCGGCGGCAGACGGUGCCCAGCGGAAUCUCUUGAGUCCCACCGCCCAGCUCCGGUGCCAGCGCCCAGUGGCCGCCGCUUCGAAAGUGACUGGUGCCUCGCCGCCUCCUCUCGGUGCGGGACCAUGAAGCUGCUGCCGUCGGUGGUGCUGAAGCUCCUUCUGGCUGCAGUUCUUUCGGCACUGGUGACUGGCGAGAGCCUGGAGCAGCUUCGGAGAGGGCUAGCUGCUGGAACCAGCAACCCGGACCCUUCCACUGGAUCUACGGACCAGCUGCUACGCCUAGGAGGCGGCCGGGACCGGAAAGUCCGUGACUUGCAAGAGGCAGAUCUGGACCUUUUGAGAGUCACUUUAUCCUCCAAGCCACAAGCACUGGCCACACCAAGCAAGGAGGAGCACGGGAAAAGAAAGAAGAAAGGCAAGGGACUAGGGAAGAAGAGGGACCCAUGUCUUCGGAAAUACAAGGACUUCUGCAUCCACGGAGAAUGCAAAUAUGUGAAGGAGCUCCGGGCUCCCUCCUGCAUCUGCCACCCAGGUUACCAUGGAGAGAGGUGUCAUGGGCUGAGCCUCCCAGUGGAAAAUCGCUUAUAUACCUAUGACCAUACAACUAUCCUGGCUGUGGUGGCCGUGGUGCUGUCCUCUGUCUGUCUGCUGGUCAUCGUGGGGCUUCUCAUGUUUAGGUACCAUAGGAGAGGUGGUUAUGAUGUGGAAAACGAAGAGAAAGUGAAGUUGGGCAUGACUAAUUCCCACUGAGAGAGACUUGUGCUCAAGGAAUCAGCUGGUGACUGCUACCUCUGAGAAGACACAAGGUGAUUUCAGACUGCAGAGGGGAAAGACGUCACAUCUAGCCACAAAGACUCCUUCAUCCCCAGUCGCCAUCUAGGAUUGGGCCUCCCAUAAUUGCUUUGCCAAAAUACCAGAGCCUUCAAGUGCCAAACCGAGUAUGUCUGAUGGUAUCUGGGUGAGAAGAAAGCAAAAGCAAGGGACCUUCAUGCCCUUCUGAUUCCCCUCCACCAAGCCCCACUUCCCCUUAUAAGUUUGUUUAAGCACUUACUUCUGGAUUAGAAUGCCGGUUAAAUUCCAUAUGCUCCAGGAUCUUUGACUGAAAAAAAAAAAAAAAAAAAAAAAAAAAAAGAAGAAGAGGAAGAAGAAGGAGAGCAAGAAGGAAAGAUUUGUGAACUGGAAGAAAGCAACAAAGAUUGAGAAGCCAUGUACUCAAGUAUCACCAAGGGAUCUGCCAUUGGGACCCUCCAGCGCUGGAUUUGAUGAGUUAACUGUGAAAUACCACAAGCCUGAGAACUGAAUUUUGGGACUUCUACCCAGAUGGAAAAAUAACAACUAUUUUUGUUGUUGUUUGUAAAUGCCUUUUAAAUUAUAUAUUUAUUUUAUUCUAUGUAUGUUAAUUUAUUUAGUUUUUAACAAUCUAACAAUAAUAUUUCAAGUGCCUAGACUGUUACUUUGGCAAUUUCCUGGCCCUCCACUCCUCAUCCCCACAAUCUGGCUCAGUGCCACCCACCCUUGCCACAAAGCUGGGAUGGUUCUGUGAUUCAUCUGUAGUAAUUUAUUGUCUGUCUACAUUUCUGCAGAUCUUCCAUGGUCAGAGUGCCACCUGGGGAGUUCUGUAUGGUCAGGAUGUAGGGGUUAACUUGGUCAGAGCCACUCUAUGAGUUGGACUGCAGUCUUGCCUAGGCGAUUUUGUCUACCGUUUGUGUUUUGAAAGCCCAAGGUGCUGAUAUCAAAGUGUAACAGAUAUCAGUGUCUCCCCGUGUCCUCUCCCUGUCAAGUCUCAGAAGAGGUUGGGCUUCCAUGCCUGUAGCUUUCCUGGUUCCUCACCCCCACGGCCCCAGGCCCACAGCGUGGGAACUCACUUUCCCUUGUGUCAAGACAUUUCUCUAACUCCUGCCAUUCUUCUGGUGCUACUCCAUGCAGGGGUCAGUGCAGCAGAGGACAGUCUGGAGAAGGUAUUAGCAAAGCAAAAGGCUGAGAAGGAACAGGGAACAUUGGAGCUCACUGUUCUUGGUAACUGAUUACCUGCCAGUUGCUACCGAGAAGGUUGGAGGUGGGGAAGGCUUUGUAUAAUCCCACCCACCUCACCAAAACGACAAAGGUAUGCUGUCAUGGUCCUUUCUGGAAGUUUCUGGUGCCAUUUCUGAACUGUUACAACUUGUAUUUCCAAACCUGGUUCAUAUUUAUACUUUGCAAUCCAAAUAAAGAUAACCCUUGUUCCAUA